AUGCGAGGUUCUGCCCAACGCAUCGGCAUCUACACGAUUGACUUUCCCGAUCCAUACACAAUCAGCUACGACAACAAAGAAUUCGAGACUCUCAAUUCCAGCGUCUCCUUGCUACCUACCGCAUCGAUGGCUAACUUCCAGACUCUCUCCACCAAAGGCGUCGGCCGCUCGGACCCGCUGGCCAACCUUCCACAAGACAAGGACUACGCCUUGAUCGCAAUCGCCCCUUGGUUUUCUGCGCAAUGCACGCUCGAGUACUUUGCCGCCGCGCGCAAGGAGCCGACCAAGGGCAUCUUCGUGUACCAGCCCGCGCGAGGCAAUGACCAGCCCCCGGUCCUCAACGAUCCGUCCUGGAGUCUCAACGAUGGUGGGAGCUGGCAGAGCGCAAACACCUUCCCCACAUAUGCGCUAUCUUCCAUGACGGGCGACAUCAUCAUGAAUCAGAUGGCACAGUACUCGGGCAAUGUGACCAGUGUUCCACAUGGCGACGACCUUGCGCAAGAACUCGAUCCCAGCGACUAUGUUCGUCUGUGGGCUACGGUGGCGACAGAACAAGGUGCUCAGCUUCCGAGCUUGUGGGUUUUCCUUGUCAUAGUGCUGGCCAUCCUCAUCGUCGCAGUCUGUGGCACAUCUAUCGCAAUGCAUUUCAUCCAGCGGAGGCGGCGCAACAACCUUCAACGGCGCGUGCUCGCUGGUGAAGUCGACCUCGAAGCACUUGGAGUCAAGCGCUUGAACGUAUCUCAACAGAUCCUCGACAAGCUGCCAGUGUAUACAUACACUGCCAACACCGCCACCGACCACGAGAAGGCAAUCCCGCAGAUUCCUCUACCAGCGGCAGAUCUCGCUUCGUCGUCUGUAGAUGCCGAGACGGGAAACAAAACUUCUCCCCUAGUGCGCCAUUCGUCUGCGCCGACAGCAGUGGGUGCUUCAGCAUCAUCCCUGAACCAGCCGACCUGCGCGAUAUGUCUGGACGACUUCGAAUCUAACACAACACAAGUCCGCGAGCUACCAUGCCGUCAUAUCUUCCAUCCCGAUUGCAUCGAUACCUUCCUCCUCCGCAACUCUUCGCUAUGCCCGCUGUGCAAGCAAAGUGUGCUACCACCCGGCGCUUGUCCGGUGAAAAUCACAAAUAUGAUGGUACGAAGGGAGCGUCAUAUAAGUCGCAUGCGAGCACGUGGCACGCAUUCAGCAAAUGGACAAUCGAGCACUCCUCCAACCCUAUCGCAACCUCAUACUGCUCCACCAGGACCAAUCGGAUCGCUAGGGAGACGCAUAGGAGGAGCGAUGGCAGGUCGCCGUAUUUUCAGCGCUCCAGAAAGGAUGCGAUCUCGACCAGCAGACAUUGAGAUGGCCAAUAAUGGCACUGCGCCAACCACGAUAUCUACCCCAGCAGCCCCAAGUCCACCAAGCGGUGAAACUCCUGCUCCAACAACCACACACACCACUUCAAGAUUGCUCGCCAACACAAAAUCGCAGAGAGUGGGCGCGCCAGCGUGCGCUACAAAUGCUUGGCACCCGCCACGCUCCUGGGACCGAUGUGGAUGA
Molecule: messenger RNA, 1545 nt
Organism: Parastagonospora nodorum SN15
Lineage: Eukaryota; Fungi; Ascomycota; Dothideomycetes; Pleosporales; Phaeosphaeriaceae
Exons: 3
Coding region: 1-1545 (514 amino acids)
Source: RefSeq, a predicted model, not a curated record